Trypanosoma cruzi is the source of this 778-nucleotide messenger RNA. Its product is annotated as extracellular receptor, putative. The transcript has a single exon. NCBI's taxonomy places the organism in Eukaryota, Euglenozoa, Kinetoplastea, Trypanosomatida, Trypanosomatidae. The record is from RefSeq and is a predicted model, not a curated record. The annotation marks the transcript as partial.
AAUACAUCUUCUUUUAGGAAAAGAGCUUUGUCAAUAUGCCGCGUCACACCCAGAGGAACGUGAGAAAGCCCAAAGUUCCCUGUGUAUAUUUCCAUACGUUGAGCCGCAACGGUUGGAAGCCAUCAACAAUGAAUCUGCACAUAGUGGUCUAUACAAUAAUCAGGUGCGGAUUUUGUCGCAAGGCGGAUUUGCCGCGGAAGAAACUUAUUGCAAUCUCACCACCAUUCGUCAUGGGGCGGCGUUUGCAAUUGACGCCGCGUACACAGUUAUUGACAGCGUUGAUCGAGCCGUGAAUGCGGGGGUGAGUCUCAACCUUAGUGCUAACAUUAUGCCUUUUGUUCGGUCCACCUCAAUAGAUGGCUUUACGGGGAUGUUUACUAUUGACAAGGCGGGGAAUCGUGACUUGGCGCCGUUUGGUGUUGAUAUUCAAAUGGUAAAUCGUACUCUUUACCUUGGAAUGUGGAGUAGCAACCAAACAUCACCGUUUCGUUACACAGCCACUGAGCCUAUUGUCUGGAUGACGGGCAGUAGAGAGACUCCGGCGGACACCUUCCGUGAUAUCCAAUUCAUCCUAGGCACAACUGUCUCGGCAAGCCCGGGUACCAUUGUUCUCUCGGUGUUGGGCUUUGUUGGCACCAUCGCCGUCUUUGCCUUUUGUUAUCGUCACUACAAGUUGCAAAAACUUGUGGAGCUUAGCCUUCAGAGCAAUCGCGUCCCCGUCACGGAGGAUGAGAUGCGGCGGCUGCGGGGCACGCGAUCGCUUGGGUCCGACUUGUAG